This is a messenger RNA of Cucurbita moschata (crookneck pumpkin), 915 nucleotides long. RefSeq names its product fatty acyl-CoA reductase 3-like. The transcript has 7 exons. Gene Ontology annotation, biological process: long-chain fatty-acyl-CoA metabolic process; suberin biosynthetic process. The record is from RefSeq and is a predicted model, not a curated record. NCBI's taxonomy places the organism in Eukaryota, Viridiplantae, Streptophyta, Magnoliopsida, Cucurbitales, Cucurbitaceae. Gene Ontology annotation, molecular function: alcohol-forming very long-chain fatty acyl-CoA reductase (NADP+) activity. Gene Ontology annotation, cellular component: intracellular membrane-bounded organelle. Bases 1 to 915 code for a protein of 304 amino acids.
AUGGGUCUAGACAUUGCUACAGAACAAAGGGUAGCGGAAGAGAAAUUCAAACAACUUGAAGAGAGUGGAGCUUCGAAAGAAGCUAUAACAUUAGCCAUGAAAGGCUUAGGCCUUGAAAGGGCUAAGAUGUAUGGAUGGCCAAACGUGUACGUAUUUACAAAGGCAAUGGGUGAAAUGGUGAUUAAUGAUGUAAAAAACAAUCUACCAGUGAUCAUCAUCCGACCAACUAUAGUUACAAGUACUUACAAAGAACCUUUUCCCGGAUGGAUCGAAGGCCUCAGGACCAUCGACAGUUAUACUGUUGGAUAUGCUACAGGAAAACUAACAUGUUUUCUGGCCGGGAUUACUGCAAUUAUUGACUUGGUUCCCGCAGAUAUGGUGGUAAAUACAAUUAUCAUGGCAAUGGUUGCUUAUGAGCUUCAACCAUCUGAUAAAACAAUAUAUCAUGUGGGUUCUUCAGCAAGAAAUUCUAUGAGAUAUAUUGAUUUCCAACGUUUUAACUACCAAUAUUUCACUAAGAAGCCAUGGAUAAACAAAGAUGGAGAUGCUGUGAAGGUUGAGAAGGUUACUGUCUUCAACAAUAUGACCAGCUUCCAAAAAUACAUGAACAUUCGCUACCUAGUUUUUCUGAAGGGAUUGGAAUUUGCGAACAAGGUCUUCUGUCACUCUUUUCAAGACAAGUAUAUUGAUAUGAAGAAGAAGGUCAAUUUUGUGAUGCGGCUCAUCCAACUUUAUCGCCCAUAUCUAUUCUUCAAUACCAUUUUUGAUGAUACAAAUGCAGAAAGGUUGAGAAUGGAUAUUCAAAAGAAAGAUAGAGAAACAGAAACCUUCUUAUUGGAUCCUAAGGAGAUCAAUUGGGAGGAUUACUUCAUGAAUAUACAUUUUCCUGGAUUGGUUAAAUACGUCUUCAAAUGA